Messenger RNA from Mytilus californianus (California mussel), 6690 nucleotides. RefSeq names its product meiosis regulator and mRNA stability factor 1-like. The record is from RefSeq and is a predicted model, not a curated record. Gene Ontology annotation, biological process: post-transcriptional gene silencing. NCBI's taxonomy places the organism in Eukaryota, Metazoa, Mollusca, Bivalvia, Mytilida, Mytilidae. Gene Ontology annotation, molecular function: mRNA base-pairing post-transcriptional repressor activity; RNA nuclease activity; CCR4-NOT complex binding. Gene Ontology annotation, cellular component: peroxisome; cytoplasm. The transcript is spliced from 23 exons. Bases 126 to 5531 code for a protein of 1801 amino acids.
AACACGAAGCUGAGGGCUACUUAAAUUUAAAACACGGAUCGAACAUCAGAUUAUCCGGAAGUUUGUGUCCGAAGCAGACGAAAAAGAAAAGGCAAAAUAUCCGAUGAAAGUAUUUGUUGAGUAUUAUGUGUGAUGGAUUGAUACCAAUUGGAGUGUUCUGGGAUAUAGAGAAUAUAAGUAUACCAAAGAAGAAGUCUGCUUUUCGCAUUGUACAGACAAUUAGACAUAAAUUCUUUGAUGGACACAAGGAGGCUGAGUUUGUGUGUGUGUGUGAUACAGUUAAAGAGAGGAAAGAUGUUAUACAAGAAUUAAAUGCUGCUCAGGUGACGGUUGUGCAUGUAAAUUCUACGAGCAAGAAUGCUGCUGAUGACAAGUUAAGACAAAGUCUUAGAAGAUUUGCAGAUGUUUAUUCAAGUCCAGCAACAGUUUUACUUUUGUCUAGUGAUGUGAAUUUUUCCUCAGAUUUGUCAGAUUUAAGACACAGGAAGAAUUUAAAUGUUAUAUUAGUACACAAUAAAGAAGUGCACAAAUCCCUAACAGCAUGUGCCAACAGAACUGUCCUAUAUGAUGACCUUACCAGGGAGAUGCAGCAGUGUGAGAAAUCUGUUGACUUGAAAAAUGAACCUACUGAUUUAGAAAUCAGAGGAUAUGGUCCAAAUAUACGCAAGAAGAGAUUACAGAAUCGGUUUAAACAGCUAUCAACUAAUUGUGGUGGGAAAGUGAUUUGUGUGAAGGAAGAUGUUUCUGUUGUUAGAUUUCAAAGUUACACUGAUGCAAACAGAGCAAGAAACAGAAUGGAAGGUGAAAAUGUUUUUGGAAAUAAGAUAAAGGUUGAAAUCUCAUCUAGAUCUCCACAAAAAUCAGAUAAACAACAGGGCAAUAAAGGUUUCAAAAGACCAAAAGAUACAAUUGCACAAUCACAGUCAUGGACAGACACAAACCAACAAAAUAAUGGUAAACUUGGUUCAGAUAUACCAAAUGAUCCAAAGCAGGAUAUUAAAAAAUCUACCUUACCUCAAAACAAAAGUCCUCCUGGGAAAUCACUUUAUACCAGAAAUUUAACGCCUACAACUACCGGUAAUGGUAAAUCAAACAGUAAUAGAACACCCACUCCACCAGGAAGCUACACAAGGAAUCCAUACUACCAGUCAUUUUAUAAUAAUCCUGCCAGCAUGUAUGCAAAGACACUGGAAAGUUUCAGUUCAAAACCAUUUUCAUCGACUCGGAACAACAUUGAAAAUAAAAACUUAGACCAGCAGAAAAGCAAUACUCCAGCCAUUCAGAUUCUUACUAAUAAUAACAGACAAAGGAAAACAAAUGAUAAAGAAAAUAGUAACGGUACUAGUCCAAAGUUAGAGAAAAAUAUCAAUCCUAUAGCUCAGAAAAAUAUCAGUCCUGUAGCUCAGAAGAAUAUUAGUCCUGUAGCUCAGAAGAAUAUUAAUCCUGGAGCUCAGAAAAAUACUAGUCCUAUAGCUCAGAAAAAUAACAGUCCUACAGUCAAGAUAAAAUAUGCAAGUCCUACUUCUCAUGGAAGUACCAGUCCAAUUUUACAGAAAAAUACAAGUCCAAAUGCUAUGAGGAGAUCAGUGCAGAAUGUAACUAAUGAUAACAGACAGGCAACCAGCCAUUUAUACAAUGAAAAGAAACCAAGUGAUAAUGAAGCGAGUCGAAAUAUUCCAAACAAAGUUAGCUAUCAGGAUUGUAUACCACCCAAUUCAGGAUAUCAAAAUGAUCAGCCUCAAAAUGAUGUUGAUAACAGAUCUAAUCUUCAUGAUACUGUUAAUAAGUUUAACAAAGAUGGUAAAGGUUCUAGUCGCCAUGUCUUGAUGUUACAACAACAGCUUUAUCAAGAGGAUCAACAACAACAGGAUUAUCACGGCAGAAAACAAUAUAACUACCAUGGCCAUUCUUACAGUCCACCACCAUAUCCUACACCUUGGAGUACAUAUGAUUAUCAUGAACCUCAGCAUGACAUGACAUUUGAUUCAUCCUAUCCUACUUAUCAACAUUUUGGUGGAAAUAAUUACGACUAUCGUCCAUUUUCAUAUAGUCAGAAUAAUAGUUAUAAUAAUAAUCCAUAUGGAUGUUAUCGUAACAAUUCGUGGAAUCAGUAUAAUAGUAACCCGUAUAGAAACCAGAGACCUGGUACCAGUCCACCAGCCCCUAACUGUCAAACUAUGUGUUCUACUGUAGUUCAACAAAAAUGGUCCCAUAGAUGUAGCCCUUAUGACAUGGUAGAGGAAGGACCAGCAAUGCAAAGGCAGUCACCAAUGAACAUGUUUAGACCCAUCACACCAUCACCAGUCCCUGGGGCUUGUAGUAGUCCAGCAAUGGAUGAUGAAGAGCUUGAAUGGGAGGGUUUUGUUGGUCCAGUAGAAUUGUUGGUUUCCAAUCUUGAUUAUAACAUCAGUGCUAAGGAAUGGAGAAAGAUUCUGUUCACAACCUUUCAUCCUCAUGUUAGGGUUUUAAAUGUACAUGUAAAGACUCAACCAGACAACACAAGUAUUGGUAUGGUUAAAGUACCAAACAUUGAGGAGGCCAGAUUUGCUAUAUCACAGUUCCACAGAAAGAAAAUAGGUUACAAAAGAAUCCAUGUCACUCUGAAACAAGAGGAAACACAGAGACCAGCCAGCAGUACAAGAGCAGAAGCUAUUGCCUUGCUAUCAGAGGCUAAAGACAAUUUUCUUCCAUUGUUUAAAUUUAUUGAACUGUUUGAUAAAAGAUAUCACAGAACUAUAAGUGUUUCAGAGUUGUAUAAAAUGAGAGAUACACUAGAGAUAAGAGAGCUGAGUGGAACUAGGAUGGUACAUCUUGUAUGUAAUUCCCCAUACCAAUCUGAACCAACUAUCAUAACUAAUUCUGAACAGGAUAUGUAUUAUCAACACAAUAUAUUAAGCAUGAACCAGAUUCCUGAGGUAUUAGAACAGCCAGCAUGUCCCAUCCAUUGUCCUGAAGGUAGUAUUAUGUAUGCUGAAGCUGUCAAUAACUGUAUGUUACCUAAUGUUAUGAUGACGAUUAAAAUGUUUGGUCCUCAAGUCCAUUCCUUACUGCAAUCACAUGAUGGAAAUAUGCCUUUAAUGAGCUUUGCAAUAUGCUUUAGUGCAGAAUUUGGAUGUCUCCCUAUUGUUGGUGAUAAUGGUAUACCCUUAGAACAUCUGAUUAGCUGUGUUCAGGGUAUACAAAUCCAGGUUUCACUAUCGGGUGUAAAGAAGGUUCAAUGGGCUGAAAACAAACCUUUAUCUCCUCCAGAUUCUCCAACAGGUGGUAGUAAUCCAUUAUUAAGUCAACAAUUGAACCAGUUUAGUAAAGAGAUGAUAGAACUAUUAAAGUCCUGUCCUAAAUGUAGAAUGCCAUUUACCAAGUUUAUACCAUCCUACCAUCAUUUCUUCAACAAACAGUGUCGGGUGGCUGAUUAUGGUUACACUAGACUCAAAGAUUUGUUUGAUGCAGUUCCUCAUGUUCUUCAGGUUCUUGGAACUGGUGAGAGAAAAGUUUUGACAUUAAGUCAUCGUGCCCAGAUUAAAAGAUUUACUGCCGACUUGCAGAAAAUAGUGAAAGCUCAGUAUGGUAAACAGUUGAAGCUCAGUUCCUUCACAGAUAACUAUACUUUGGUAAUGAACAAAGAUUUCGAUGCCCUUGAUUAUGGAAUGGCAUGUGUUGAAGAUUUACUCAAUGAUGUUUCUCCAAUCUCAGUUAUAGUUUUACAAGAAGAUACAGAUACUAUCAUUGCUAUUCCAAGAAAAGAUCAGACACCAGAAGAAAUAGAAAGGACUAAAGAGUUUUCCCUGGAGGUAGUGGAUUUAUUGAAACAUAAUCCUCGGUGUAGAAUGCCUUUCAAUAAGUUUAUACCAUCAUUUCAUCACCAUUUCGGUCGGCAGUGUCGAGUCUCAGAUUAUGGAUUUACCAAGUUACUGGACUUGUUUGAAGCUAUACCACAUAUUGUAGAUAUUGAAGAAGAUGGAGAAGAGAGGCUGAUACAUUUAACAGAAUCUGAGCUGAGAAAAGUUUUAGCAGAUCAGAUUGUUGAAUUAUUGAGAGCCCAGAAGAAUCAUUGUCUGGCAUUGCAUCAUCUUAUGUCAGCUUUUACUUGCCAUUUCGGUUUUAACAUUCCACUACAUGAUUUUUAUGUAAACUCUGAGGAAGAACUUGUCCAGAAGCUUAAACAUGUAGUGAGAAUUGAUAUGAUAAAUAGAUGUAAGUAUAUUCGCCUGUUAGAUCGACAGGGGACACCUGAAUUGGCUAGACAAGUGUUACAGCUAUUGAUGGAUCAAAGCAGUGGUUCUCUCCCCUUGAUGGAACUUUUGAGUAGAUAUAAAUCUAUUUUUGGUAAAGAAUGUGAUAUCAGACAGCUGAAAGAUGAACUUUUAGAUUAUGUUCAGAUAAAGGGGGAUGAUGAGUCUGGAAUCAUCAGUCUAACUUCACUCCAGGUGUUUGCUAGAGAUGUCAGGGUUCUACUACAGAAUGGUCUACAGGUUUAUGUUUCUGAUUUCGAGAGGGUCUACAAGGAUCAGUUUGGUGUAGAACUAAAGCCUGCCUUGUUUGGUUAUACAUCAGUAGAGACUCUUCUAGAAGCUAUCCCACAUGUUGUCCAGUUCCAGGGUAAAACUCCCAGAAGAUAUGUAGAACUUUCUCAUGAUCUAGAUGGAAAUACUUUGUCUUCAACAGACCCAAAAUCUAUCAGUCCUCUCCUACUGCUGAGUAAUAGUCCAACUAAUGAAUCAGAAAGAAUAAAGAAACUGCUGCCUUCGAGAGUAGAUUUAUUGAAUGAACCAGUUCCAUCAUCAGUACCUUCACCAGAUCUUCAUCCUAAAGAACAAUCACCAAGGGAUCUCAUCUCUUUUGACUUAAGUACAUAUUCAGAUCUUGCUGAUCAGUUAUGGCGGUUGAGUGAAGAGGAGAAAACUGGACAGAAGACCCCACUUUGUAUGACACCAACUUCAGAACUUUUACAGUUAGCAGCAAAAUGUCUAGUCAAUCGUCCACCAGAUGUAAAAAAUGACACCCAGAAGUCUGAAAGUAUCACAGAUAUUAUUAAAAAUGGCUGGUGGAAGAUUGUAAAAUCACAAGAGACCCAAGACAAUUCUUCAGAAACUGAAACACCAAAACAAGAAACCACCAUUAAAUCAACUGAUACUAUUGGCAAGAGUUUAUUUGAACAAAUUUUCAACAGAAGUUCAACUGAUGUUCAGAAAGAUAUUGCCAAGGAAGAAGCAACAAGGUCCUCGGACUAUAGAAAGAAAACGAUGAUCCAUAGUCCUCUGCAAGAUACACUACUGUCACAUGACGAGUUGGCUCUCACCAAAUUAAAACAAGCAGGUAUAGAUAUGGAAUCUCAGACAAAGAAAGAAUGUGUUAGUAAAGACUCUAUAUCAUAUGAGACCAUGUUUAGAAGAGAUUUUCCUAUAGAAACCAGCUCCAUUAAAUCUGACACUAGUACACUUAGCGAUGUUUCACAAGAUUCUCCAAAGAAAUCUCCAAGGAAACCAAGACUGGCUGCAAAAUUUGAUAUACCUAUAGAUGGUAGUCAUUAAUACAAUUGUAUUCUAGUAGUAAUACAAGAGAUAUUAGUGAUAAAAUAUUCAAGUUUGCUUGUUCAAAAUCAUUAACAUUAUAAUAAUGUUUAAGAGUAGUGUAAAUUAUAUCAUAAUGAAUUAAAUAAAUUUAUUUCUUAUACUGGUAACAAAGUAGUUCUCAUCAAGUAGCGAUUCUCACAUACAUAAAUUAUUUUUUUAAACUUUGUCUUCAUUCAGUAUCCAGAACUGUAGCUUGACUUGUCAUCUAUCAUUUCAAUGUUUUACUUAAAACUUAUGGCACUUAUUUCUUGGGUAAAUAGAUAAACUAAAUAGAAUUGCUACUUGGGGAUGAUACAGUGGUGUGAAUUUUCAUUAACUCAUAAAAGACUCAUAUUAUUUUUGAAUUGUGUAUUAAUAGAUAUUUUAUAAUGCAAAAAAAUUAGCUCUGUUGUAUCCCAUAGGUUUUUUUUUUACUUUCAAAUAAACUCUUUAAAUUUCUUAGUUUAAUAUUUUUGAAAAUAUCAAUGCGUGAUGAAUUUACUUUAUUUUUUCCUGUCAGAUUCAUAUUUAAAACAUGUUAAUUUUCAGAUAUCUUUUCUGGUCAAAGUUUAUGUGAGAUAUUCAUUUCUUGUCAAAGUUUAUGUAAGAAAUUGUUGAUGCACAUCACUUAAAUCUAUAAAGAUAUUACUUGGAAAGGACAAAAAUUCUAACGAAUAAAAUUGAUCACAAGAUUGCUGAAAUUUUCCUAACUUAAAAGUGAAAUACCAAUGGGAUAUUUAUUAUCGGAAUAUUGUGUUUAUGUUGAUGUGAUAUUUAUGACGGUAGUGUUCUUUGUAUGUUUUGUGUUUAUUGUCUUUCGUUAGUGUCAUUCUGUAUGUUUAGUUUGUACAUUUUGAUGUAUGGGAAUUUUAACUAUGCAUCAAUUGAUUUGUCAGAAUAUGCAGCUACAUCAUAUGCAAGGUAUACAGAUAGAUACAUAUUGUUUUAUACAUCCUUUCAUCUUUUCCACUUUGUGGUAACAACUCAGAAAAACUGUUUGAAAAAAAAAACAUUUGAGAAACAAUUCACAACUAGUAUGUUCACAAGUCUUACUGAUUUGUUGAACUUGGGUUGAUAAUGAUUACACUUCAAUAAUUUGUAUGUCUAUUUUUUCAAAUAAACCGUCUCAAUAAUCAGA